CAGGCACUCGCAGGAGAAUCACUUACCAUAUGGACUAGCAGUGGGGCAGGAGAACUGUGAACUGCACCUGUCCCAUACACACACACACAAACUCAGGGGAGAGAUCACACACAGCCUCUAUGUGUGGCUGGGACCAGAAACUCCUGGCUGCCUCUGAUCACAGCUCGGCCAUGUUGACUACUGAGGGAGCAACCUACACCACUGACAAUGAGGAGCUCAAGAUGGACAUAGAAGAUGUAGACAUGACAAAAUGGACGGAGGCCGAAUUCGAGGAGAAAUGCACAUAUAUUGUGAAGGACUACACCUGGGAGGGUCCCCCAGAGAGCGUGUCUCUCACCCGGGCUGAGGCGUCUUUACCCAUGAACCUGGCCUUUAAACACCCACCAGACUCCAAAGAGGUUAUUGGUGUAGUAAGCAGAGAAUGCAUCCCCAAAGGCACUCGUUUUGGCCCCCUAGUGGGAGAAAGUUACACUGCUGAAGAUGUCCCCAAAGAUGCUAACAGAAAGUACUUCUGGCGGAUAUACUCAAAUAGAGAGUUCCAUCAUUUUGUGGACGGUCUGGAUGAAGAGAAGAGCAACUGGAUGCGUUAUGUUAAUCCAGCUCACUCCAAGCAGGAACAGAACCUCGCCGCCUGCCAAAACGGCAUGAACAUCUAUUUCUACACGGUGAAGGCCAUUCCUGUAGACCAGGAACUGCUGGUGUGGUACUGUCCUGAAUUUGCCCACCGUCUCAACUACCCUGCCUCAGGAGAGAUUAUGAUUCAGAAACUCAAGAAGAGCCUGAUUGAAGCCAAGCAGCAAGCAACUGAAGUUAAGAAGUCAGUUAAAAGAGAACACAGUGUUUCUGAGAUUUUGAAGGAUGUCCUGCAAGAACCCAGCAGACCAAUUCCCACACGUCCCCGCUGCUCCAACAGCCCAGACCGAACUCUUUACCCCAGUGCUCUCUACCCACUUCGUCUCCCACUCAAUGAGGGCUUCUUGAAGAGUAGCACAGCAUUCAGCCUCCCUACCCGCUCUCACAGACAGUGUUCGGUGACGCCCAGCCCCUCGGGGCACAGCAGUCCUGUGAGCAGUCCUGAAAGCAGUCCUACACCAGCAUCCCUUGAGCAAAGAGACACCCUGAUCUCUUUCUCUCCAGCACUCUACAGUCGUGGUCUGGGUCACUACCCUGGCUACUCACCAACAGGCUCUAUGUCAUUCUACUCCAACCCACACUACUCACGCUACCUCAUGCCCCACUACUCUGUUAGUAGUUUAGCUGGGCCACCUUCCUUGGGGGGUAUGUUCCCACACAUGUACCCCUUUUACAGCAGCUUAGUACCCCCACAUGUACCCUUCCCACCUGGCAUGCUUCCAUCUGAGGGUGGCCGGCAAUUUCUGCUACCUGACUCUCCAGCUCCCAGGGACAUCCUGCUCCCAGCGGCCACCAGUGCAUUUUCUGUGGCCACUUCCCUGAAAGACAAACAACUUCAUGGACAUGGGCACCCCUACGCUUCUGCUGGUUGCUCCCCAACAGCUGGUUCUGCAGCCUCUACAGGUUGUCUUCCUACUAAACCUACCUCAGCUCUUUUGGGUAUCACUCGCUCAGAGGAAGAGGCCAUCAACUUCAGCAAGAUUAAAAGGGGCUCCACAGGCUACAAAAGCUUAGAUUACCCAUUGAAGAAGCAGAAUGGGAAGAUCAAAUAUGAGUGCAAUGUCUGCAGCAAGAGCUUUGGUCAACUGUCCAAUCUCAAGGUGCACCUGCGUGUCCAUAGUGGAGAGCGGCCCUUUAAGUGUCAGACCUGCAAUAAAGGUUUCACCCAGCUUGCACACCUGCAGAAACACUAUUUGGUCCACACAGGAGAGAAACCCCACGAAUGCCAGGUGUGUCAUAAGCGCUUCAGUAGCACCAGCAACUUGAAAACCCAUUUGCGACUUCACUCCGGUGAAAAGCCCUAUCAGUGCAAGAUCUGCCCAGCCAAGUUUACUCAGUUUGUCCAUCUCAAGCUGCACAAACGCCUGCACACGCGAGAACGUCCGCACCAGUGCCCGCAUUGUCACCGCAACUACAUCCACCUCAGCAGCCUGCAGCUCCACGUCAAAGGCUACUGCUUAGCGGCCUCUCCUUCUCCCAGCUGCAGCUUGGACGAACUCAACCGUGUCAACGAGGAGAUAGAGCGCUUCGACAUCAGCGAUAAUGCUGACAGGCUAGAAGAAAUGGAGGGAUUUGAUGUGGAUAGCAUCGUGGAGAAGCAGAUAAUUGGGCUACUUUGGCAGGAGAUGGAUUUUAAGGCUUCUUACCACAAAGGUAGCACUGGACGUGACCUCCACCCCCCACCACCUCCGUUAUCUGCGUACCGUCUAAGCGAAUAUAGUGAGGCCUCUGUCAUCAAGGUGCAUUGUAGCAGCCCACUCCCGCUUCUACCCAUCAAGGUUAAAAAGGAGACAGAAGAGGCCAUGGAAACCUAACCAACCAGAGCUGACAGUUUGCCUGACUAGUUCUCUAAGCCAGAUUGCGGACAGCCACAAGUGUAUAUAAUUCUUCUCAAAGGAAUCAAGCUUUGGCCUUUAUGUUCAGGGACUUGAAGUACUCAGGGCUAACAGACAUUGAUCCUGUUUAUCAGUGGUCCAGUAUGUCCUACACAAAUGAUAAAGACAAUCAAAUUCAUUUAUUAAUAUUGUUGUUUUUCUUAAUAUUAUUUACUCUUCUUUGUGUUCACUUCAGUUUGUUACGUAAUCUAUUUAAUUUAUUGUUCACACAUCAUCCUUCUAAAGCAAUGAAAAUAAUGUUUACAAUGACUGAUUGAUUCAUUGUAAUUUUUCUAUAUUUUUCCUACUAUAUUGCCAUUCUUAUGUGGAUUGUUUCUAACUGUAGAUAGUGUUCCGGUUGACUGUGAUUUCAUGUGUGACUGCAAAGAGCUUACCACAUUCAAGUUUAUUUUUAAUAUGGGCUGAGGUCAGAGGUAGACCUUUUUGUUGAAAGCCUUUUUUUUUGUACUCCUAAAUAGGGGGAAGAGAAGUCAGAGGUUACAUAUCUAUGUGUACAUGUUUUACAUAGCAUUUAUUCUCUUUGAGCUCUACACAAAAUAAAAUGAAUACAAAAGGGCAUAUUAUAUAUUACCAACAACUGUUACCUCAGUGUGUGUGUGUGUGUGUGUGUGUGUGUGUGUGUGUGUGUGUGUGUGUGUGUGUCAGAGGCAUAUGUGAUAUUUGUUUUGCUACUUGAAAAGGAAACCAAAUGUCCCAAUGUGCAGGUCUACAUGUGGUCCAAAGAACGGCAGUUAAAAGUCUGGCUGUCACACACUGGCUGUGCGAUUCACACUGACACUGCAUUAUCUUAUACCUGGCACGUUACUGAUACCAAAUUGAUCAAGAAAUGAGAGUGUGGAGCUGGUUACCAAAGUGAUUUCUCUUGUAUGUUUUCAGACUUUUUGAAUUACACAAAGAGAUGUGUGCAGAUGCAGUGUACAUCUGUUCUGCAGGCCUGCAUUGAUGUUUGCGGAUACAUCACCCUGGCCUGUGUAUGCACUGUUUUUUUUGUUCUGUUUGUACUUUUUUGUUGUUGUAUGAAAUAAGAUUUUUCCAGCGAUAUAGUAGGACAAUGUAUCAGCAAAAUGUGCUGUGAGGUUGUAGCAUCUCGUACACUUUCUGUCCUAAAGUUUGACCAAAGUCUACCCCUCAUCUUCAGCUUUAAAUGAAAGAAAAAGACUGUCUUUGUUUACAUAUUGGUUUACGUAGCUAUUUAAGUAAAGCUUGAAAAAAUGUAAAUUAUAAUAUAAAUCUUCACUGA
Molecule: messenger RNA, 3768 nt
Organism: Xyrauchen texanus (razorback sucker)
Lineage: Eukaryota; Metazoa; Chordata; Actinopteri; Cypriniformes; Catostomidae
Gene: prdm1a
Product: PR domain containing 1a, with ZNF domain
Exons: 7
Coding region: 120-2447 (775 amino acids)
Biological process (GO): regulation of transcription by RNA polymerase II; cell fate commitment
Cellular component (GO): cytoplasm; nucleus
Molecular function (GO): histone deacetylase binding; RNA polymerase II cis-regulatory region sequence-specific DNA binding; DNA-binding transcription repressor activity, RNA polymerase II-specific
Source: RefSeq, a predicted model, not a curated record